Molecule: messenger RNA, 421 nt
Organism: Verticillium alfalfae VaMs.102
Lineage: Eukaryota; Fungi; Ascomycota; Sordariomycetes; Glomerellales; Plectosphaerellaceae
Exons: 4
Coding region: 99-314 (71 amino acids)
Biological process (GO): vacuole fusion, non-autophagic
Molecular function (GO): endopeptidase inhibitor activity
Source: RefSeq, a predicted model, not a curated record
ACCCUCGAGCGUCCCAAGCAACUACCUUCCCGCAACAACGAAUUUCAUCAUUUUUUCAGACAACCCAGCUCAGUCAGACCACCAACGGAAACAAAAAUAUGCCUUCCUACAUUGUUACGUGCAAGAAGGAUGCGACCGACGACCAGGUCAAAUCCGUGAAGGAGCACGCCACGAACCAGGGCGGCACGAUCACGCACGAGUACAACCUGAUCAAGGGUUUCGCUGUCAAAUUUGACGAAGACACUGUUCAGAGCCUUGAGGCACACGAGCACGUCGAGCAGGUCGAGGCGGAUGGCGAGAUGAAGAUUCAGUAGACGACAGCAUUCCAAACAUGAGGUCCCAAGGAACAGCAUCACAACCCAGCAUAUAGAAUACACUGCCCAUCGGUACCUAAUUCAAAGUGCAAUCGCCUGCUUCUCGG